Umbelopsis ramanniana AG is the source of this 2955-nucleotide messenger RNA. RefSeq lists its product as uncharacterized. The coding region runs from base 47 to 2740 and encodes 897 amino acids. Gene Ontology annotation, molecular function: ATP binding; 3'-5' DNA helicase activity; single-stranded DNA binding. Lineage: Eukaryota; Fungi; Mucoromycota; Umbelopsidomycetes; Umbelopsidales; Umbelopsidaceae. The record is from RefSeq and is a predicted model, not a curated record. Gene Ontology annotation, biological process: double-strand break repair via break-induced replication; mitotic DNA replication initiation. The transcript has 11 exons. Gene Ontology annotation, cellular component: nucleus; MCM complex.
CGCGCCCCGUAGACGCGACUGUUUAAUAAAGUCAAUCUUAGACAUCAUGGCUGAUAGAAAGAGAAGAAGAGAUAGUGCCAAUCUCCACAGUGACGAUGCACCUGCUUCGUCACCAGCACCUUCCUCCUUGCCACCAUCGUCACCCGCUCCAUUCUUUUCAGACUUGGGAUAUAGAGAUGAGGAGGAGGAAGUGGAGAAUAACAUGGAAGAUGAGGUUGAUGAAGAAGAAGAUGAUGACGGUAUUGAUUUGUUUGGAAGCGAUAUGGAAAAUGAUUAUCGUGAGGACUCUGUUCGUGAUCGCUACGAUUUGGCCAACAUUGAUGACGAGGACUACGACAACUUGGAUCCCGCUGAUCGUGCUGCUGUCGAACAAAGACUAAACCGUCGAGACGCCGAGAUAAUGCGCAGAGAAGGCAGAAUGGCUGAUGCGUUCAUGGAUGGAAUUGAUGACGAUGUCGAUAAUCCUAUGCCUACAAGACGCCGUCACAGACGACUUUACGAUGCCGAUAUGGGUAUGAAUUUGGAUGACGAGAACAUGGCUGUGCCUGAAAUGUCACUCGACGACCUCCGCAACAUGAAGCAUGCAUCUAUGACCGAUUGGAUUGACCAGGAAGCCCCCAGAAGAACAAUUAAGCGAGAGUUCAAAGAUUUCUUGCUGACUUACGUUGAUGAGCACGGAACUUCAGUUUACGGUGAACGAAUCAAGGAUAUGGGUGAAAGUAAUCGUGAAAGUUUGGAAGUUAGCUACGAACAUCUUUCUCAAAGCAAGACUAUCCUUGCCUAUUUUCUCGCCAAUACACCUCUUAAUAUGCUGAAGCUUUUCGACCAAGUUGCCUUGGAAGUCACACUUAUCCAAUUCCCAGAAUAUGAACGCAUUCACCGAGACAUCCAUAUUCGCAUCGCUGACCUCCCAACUGUUAACACUCUUCGUGAACUUAGACAAAUCCAACUUAACUGCCUUGUCCGUGUAUCCGGUGUUGUUACCCGCCGAACUGGCGUAUUUCCCCAACUCAAGUGGGUGAAAUACAACUGCGGACGAUGUGAUCAGUUACUAGGUCCCUUUUACCAAGACAUUCACAAUGAAAUCAAACUACAAGUCUGUCCACACUGUGGUGGAAAAGGCCCAUUCAAUCUUAAUGCACAACAGACCGUAUACCGCAACUACCAAAAGCUCACCCUGCAAGAGUCCCCUGGCACUGUUCCACCUGGUCGUCUUCCUCGUCAUCGCGACAUCAUUUGCUUGUGGGAUCUUAUUGAUCAAUGCAAGCCUGGUGAAGAGAUUGAGGUUACUGGUAUCUAUCGUAACAACUUCGAUGCCUCAUUGAGCACCAGAAACGGAUUCCCUGUAUUUGCCACCAUCAUUGAAGCCAAUUACAUCAGCAAGAAGGAAGAUUUGUUCGCCAGCUUCAGACUCACCGAGGAUGACCAGCGUCAAAUUUUAGCAUUGUCAAAGGACAAGCGCAUUGGUAAACGGAUAAUGAAGAGUAUAGCGCCAUCUAUCUAUGGCCAUGAAGACAUCAAGCGUGCUAUUGCACUAUCAUUGUUUGGAGGUGUACCCAAGAACGUUCAAGGAAAGCAUUCAAUUCGUGGAGAUAUCAAUAUCCUUAUGCUUGGUGACCCAGGAACGGCAAAAUCACAAUUCCUAAAAUACGUGGAGAAGACAGCCCAUCGAUCUGUGUUUACUACUGGUCAAGGUGCUAGUGCUGUCGGUUUGACAGCCUCUGUCCACAAGGACCCCAUCACACGUGAAUGGACUUUGGAAGGAGGAGCUCUUGUGUUGGCAGAUCGUGGUGUUUGCAUGAUUGACGAGUUUGAUAAGAUGAACGAUUCUGACAGAACAUCCAUCCACGAAGCCAUGGAACAGCAAUCCAUUUCCAUUUCAAAGGCUGGUAUUGUCACCACUCUGCAAGCUCGAUGCUCUAUCAUUGCUGCUGCCAAUCCUAUCCGUGGCCGUUACAAUGCAGCCAUUCCGUUUUCACAAAAUGUCGAACUCACUGAGCCUAUCCUGUCUCGUUUUGAUAUUCUCUGCGUUGUUAAAGAUACUGUGGAUCCAGAUCGCGACCAUACCCUCGCUACCAACGUCAUUGCCAGUCAUAUCAGAAGUCAUCCAGUGUUCGAUGCCGAAAAGGAUCAAAUACAUAAUGUUGAUGUGGACAUCGAUAUCUUACCUCAAGAUAUCUUGCGUAAAUAUAUCAUGUAUGCUCGUGAUAAGGUCCAUCCAAAGUUGCAGCAAGUUGAUGAGGAUAAACUUGCCCGACUUUACUCAGAGUUGCGUCGAGAAUCACUUGCCAGCGGAAGUAUUCCCAUCACAGUGCGUCAUUUGGAAUCCAUGAUUCGUAUGUCUGAAGCACACGCAAAGAUGCAUCUUCGUGAAUAUGUUCGAUCAGACGAUGUAGAUGUUGCCAUUCAAGUUACACUCGACAGCUUCAUCAGUGCACAAAAGUACAGUGUCAUGAAGUCAUUACGAAGACGCUUUGCCAGAUACAUCAACAGCUCUAGAGACAACGAUGAGCUUCUUCUGCAUAUGCUGGAAAACAUUGCUAGUGAGAAGCGAAAAAUGUACCAGUUCAGACAUAGAAUGCUUCCCAAGGAAGUGCAAAUCGACGUGGAGGAUUUGGAUAGCAGAGCUCGAGACCUUAAUAUCCAUGAUAUUCAACCCUUUUUCAAGUCUCAGCUGCUGCCACGAAAUCACUACAAGAUCGAUUUAUCUCGAGGAGUUCUUAUUAAAACAUAUAUGUAAUUUGCUGAAAUACCAUGCUUUCGACCACUCAAUAAAUAAACCAUUCUUUCUCCAAUUUGUAUCACCGGUGUGGUUUGCUUUUGAGGAGGGAACGAUGUGGACAAGAGAUCGAAAAGACAUCAAGAAGUAGCACUAUCGAUGGAUGACAAAAUAUUAUCGACUGAACCGAUUUCAGCAACACCUUUCGUAUUACGCACAAGAUUUUUAAUGAUGAA